AUGAAGUCUUCUUGCGGUACAAGGCUCGCGUUCUUGGUUCUCUUUGUGGCACAAUCUGCGUGCGUCUAUGCGGGUAGCUUCCAUAAAGAUGUGAAUAUACAUUGGGGUCAUGGACGUGGAAAGAUUCACGACAAUGAAGGCAAACUUCUUUCUCUUUCGCUUGACAAUUCCUCUGGAUCCGGUUUUCAAUCCAACCAAGAGUUUCUUUAUGGCAAAGCUGAGGUUCAGAUGAAGCUCGUCCCUGGUAACUCUGCUGGAACAGUCACAACUUUCUAUCUUAAGUCCCAUGGAACUACGUGGGAUGAGGUUGACUUCGAGUUCUUGGGAAACAUUACUGGUCAUCCCUAUACUCUCCAUACUAAUGUUUACACAAAAGGCUUAGGAGAUAAAGAGCAACAGUUUCAUUUAUGGUUUGACCCAACGGCUGACUUUCACACGUACUGCAUCACAUGGAACCCUCAAAGGAUCAUUUUUACAGUUGAUAACAUUCCCAUUAGAGAGUUCAAGAAUUCCGAGUCUAUUGGAAUACAUUUUCCAAAGAGCCAACCAAUGAGAGUGUACGCGAGCCUUUGGGAAGCUGAGCACUGGGCUACAAGGGGAGGAUUAGAGAAAACAGAUUGGUCAAAAGCUCCUUUUACUGCUUACUAUAGAAACUAUAAUGUGGAAGGAUGUGUAUGGGCUCAUGGAAAGUCAUCUUGCCCCGCGAAUUCCCAUUCUAGAUGGUUUAAUAAGAAACUCGGUAAAGGAGGCAUGAAUAAAGUGAAAUGGGCACAGAGAAAGUAUAUGGUCUAUAACUAUUGCACCGAUAAGAAAAGGUUUCCUCGAGGUGUUCCAGCAGUGUGCACUUAAAGUACUAUUGAUUCGUGAAUAAGUUAAUUAAUUGGCAUUGUCUUUGUAACGCAAAAGAGUUUUUCUUUAAUUGUUGCUCAUAUAUAUGUGUGCAUGUGUAAGAUUUUUAUAUUAAUAUUGAACAAUAAAUUAUGGAG
Molecule: messenger RNA, 986 nt
Organism: Eruca vesicaria subsp. sativa (arugula)
Lineage: Eukaryota; Viridiplantae; Streptophyta; Magnoliopsida; Brassicales; Brassicaceae
Source: the annotation of a GenBank genome assembly